UGAAUUUGUACCAUGGAAAUUUUACCUACUUUUUUUCUGCAGGGAUCAACAUUAUGUCUGUCUUGAGCUCAGACAUAAAAACUAAUGGUUUUAAGUUUAUGAGAUUAAUUGUUGAUGUUGGUGCAGAAGCUUUAAGAAUAACAUUGAGGAAACAACUGUCAGUUGCUAACGAAUUAGUAGAUGUUGUGGAAAAGCAAUUACAUUUUGAAGAAAUUGGACUAACAAAUAUUCAAAAUAAAUCAUUGUGCUCUGAACCGCAACUUGGAGAAGAAUCGCAUUCCACAACUUUGGCUGAACAGUUAUAUAUUGAUGAUGCGAUUUUAACACCGCUUGCAGUUAAGAGUCUCCAAAAUUGUGAUGCUUUUGAGAUAAAUUCUUUCCAAGGUUUGUGAGUAAUAUAUAUUAUCCUUUUACUUGUCAGUCUUUUUAUAAAAAAGAUGUUCCAAUUACAUAUUAUAAAAGAAAA
This is a messenger RNA of Xenia sp. Carnegie-2017, 466 nucleotides long. RefSeq lists its product as uncharacterized. The record is from RefSeq and is a predicted model, not a curated record. The coding region runs from base 54 to 392 and encodes 112 amino acids. The transcript is spliced from 2 exons. NCBI's taxonomy places the organism in Eukaryota, Metazoa, Cnidaria, Anthozoa, Malacalcyonacea, Xeniidae.